UUUGAAAUGAAGCAGGUGGUGACAUGAAACAGCAGAUUGAGAGCUGAGCAUUCCCGGCUGGUGUUUUAACUGGACACACGCAGCUCUCUCCCGCGGACUGAGCAGUAUUUGGUAGCUCCAGUGCAGGGUGUGAAUCUUUGUCAGAUGGAUGUGCUUUUGCUCUGAUCAUGCCUGUCGGGGCUGAGGGGGAGCCGGGACCCUUCUCAUGUGAAAGCGGAGAGCUUCCCUGUUGAAUGCGGAUUCUGCCCCAGCGUUCAGCUGCAGAGCUGUGAGCAGCUGCACCCCCGCCAACAUGAAGAAACCUUCCUGCCGGUGGGCAGCAGUGUCUACAGAAGGGGCCGGACAGGAGGAGCAAGAGGAGGACAGGGAACAGAAAUGGGCAGAGCUGUUUCGGCAGUUUGACACCAACAGGGACGGGCGUGUGGACGUGACUGAGCUGGGAGAAGGGCUCCGAUCAAUGGGCCUCUUAACACAGGCUGACACUGAGAAGGAAAUCCUCCGAGCUGGUGAUACCAAUCACGACGGUCAGCUCGACCUGGCAGAGUUCAUCGAGUAUCUGCGGCAACAUGAGAAAAAACUCAAGCUUAUGUUUAAGAGCCUGGACCAGAACAAUGAUGGUCAGAUCGAUGCCUAUGAAGUUCAGCACACACUCUCAACCCUUGGAAUCACAAUCACACUGAAACAAGCAGAGAGGAUCUUGCAAAGCAUGGAUAAAGACGGGACAAUCACUGUCGACUGGAAUGAAUUUCGAGACCAUUUCAUCUUCAAUCCAUUAACCAACAUGGAGCAGAUUGUUGAACAUUGGAAACAUUCAACGUUCAUGGACAUUGGGGAGUCCCUGACCAUUGUGGAUGAGUUCUCUGAGAGUGAGAGGAAGACUGGCUCGUGGUGGAGGCAGCUCCUGGCAGGAGCUAUGGCAGGCGCAGUGUCACGCACUUGCACUGCUCCCCUGGACCGACUUAAAAUCUACAUGCAGGUCUUUGCAGCCAAGCAGAAGUUAAACAUGCCUGGCGUGUGGAUGAUGAUGGUGAGAGAAGGAGGUUUCUUAUCUCUGUGGCGAGGGAAUGGAGUUAAUGUCCUGAAAAUCACUCCAGAGACAGGCAUCAAGUUUAUGGCUUACGAGCAGUAUAAAAAGUUAUUUACGACCUCACACUCCACACUCGAGGUGCACGAACGCUUUGUGGCAGGUUCACUUGCUGGUGUCACCAGCCAGACUCUGAUCUAUCCGAUGGAGGUGCUGAAGACCAGGAUGGGUCUUGGAAAGAGUGGCCAGUAUAUGGGAAUCUUUCACUGUGCCCAGAAGAUGCUCAGGACAGAAGGCCCACGUGCAUUUUUCAAAGGAUACAUCCCAAAUGUUAUUGGAAUCAUUCCUUAUGCCGGGAUUGACCUUGCUGUCUAUGAGACCGUGAAGAACAAAUACUUACAAACCUACGGCCAUUCCAGUACUGAUCCUGGAGUCUUUGUGCUGCUUGCCUGUGGCACCAUCUCCAGUACUUGUGGUCAACUCGCAAGCUACCCACUGGCACUCAUACGGACCAGGAUGCAAGCACAAGCUGUCAUCAAAAAUGAGCCCCAGCUCACCAUGAUCCAGCAGUUUACCCGGAUAGUGCAAGGAGAAGGCUGGUCCGGCCUGUACCGAGGAAUUACCCCCAACUUCAUGAAGGUGAUCCCUGCUGUGAGCAUCAGCUACGUUGUCUAUGAAUAUAUGAAAUUCUUCCUGGGUGUUACCUCGAAGUAAUGGGGUACCAAGACCCUUGGCUGAUGGACAAUUCUUCUCUAUUUUGUUCCUGUGUUCUCUCUAAGCAAAAAGAACUCCAGAAAAUUACCGCAUGCUAGCCAAACUGAAGAUGAAUGUCCUCUCUGAACUCAACAGUUACCUCCAGUCUUAAAUCCUCCUUUUUAUUUGAUUGUGCAAUUUUCCAAUCACCAAAACCUCACUGUAUUGUUCUCAGGGCAGCUUCCCUGUGCAUUGCUGCCUUCGGUCAAAUCAGGGAGAUGAUCUUCAGCCUGCUUGAAGAUCGCCAUGUAGGGACUUGGAUUGGAUUCCUAAUUUUAUCCUCACUUGAGGUGCACUUUUUAACAAAAAACACUGGGUCAGCAAAGAGCAACCCCAGCUGAGACUGACCAGCAAUGGUAUUCAGAAUCUCCUCAUCCCAGUGCUGCUUUCAGGAAGUCUUUCAAUGGAAAAUGGUUUCUCAUGCGAUGUCUUGCCAAUGCAGCUGGUAACCUGGUAAUGCAUGAGAAUUUUACUGCAGAAUGUGAUGUCAGAACACUGUAUGUACAUAGUGAUAGUUUUAAUAAUUUAAUAAACGCACUUGCUCUUAAUUCCUCA
Messenger RNA from Hemiscyllium ocellatum (epaulette shark), 2332 nucleotides. Its product is annotated as mitochondrial adenyl nucleotide antiporter SLC25A24-like. Gene Ontology annotation, molecular function: ATP transmembrane transporter activity; calcium ion binding. The transcript is spliced from 10 exons. The record is from RefSeq and is a predicted model, not a curated record. Gene Ontology annotation, cellular component: mitochondrial inner membrane. Gene Ontology annotation, biological process: transmembrane transport. The coding region runs from base 293 to 1738 and encodes 481 amino acids. NCBI's taxonomy places the organism in Eukaryota, Metazoa, Chordata, Chondrichthyes, Orectolobiformes, Hemiscylliidae.